This is a messenger RNA of Onychostoma macrolepis, 2397 nucleotides long. It is a transcript of the gene tmtopsb, whose product is annotated as teleost multiple tissue opsin b. Gene Ontology annotation, molecular function: G protein-coupled receptor activity. Gene Ontology annotation, cellular component: membrane; photoreceptor outer segment. The transcript is spliced from 4 exons. Bases 563 to 1765 code for a protein of 400 amino acids. NCBI's taxonomy places the organism in Eukaryota, Metazoa, Chordata, Actinopteri, Cypriniformes, Cyprinidae. The record is from RefSeq and is a predicted model, not a curated record. Gene Ontology annotation, biological process: G protein-coupled receptor signaling pathway; visual perception.
UGUAUUUAGUUUCCAUGGUGUAAAAAAACUGUCAGGUAACCAGUAAAAUAUGCAUGUGGCUGUUUUUAUUCAAGCUAUAAAUAUUAUAUAGUCUGACUUUGUAAUGUUACUUCAAGUAUAAAUAUCUUAUUUCCUCUUAUUUGUACUUUUUACUGUGUAGAUCCCAUUAUAACUAGACCUACUAACAGAUAUUAAUUAGUAUAUCUGCAUUUUGAUGAAUUAACAAGGAAUCAUUGUAGGGGUGUAAAACGAACUAGGAAAGAGUGUUGCUGGCAUAUGAAGAUCGGUGGCUUGAGACGUAGACGUCAGCCAGGCGGGGGGUAAUAAAACUCCCAUUCAUCCCGAGGAGGGGCAUAAUUGGCUUGACCACAUCUUGAAACCUCCAUCUAGAGUAGGCUAUAUGAGGCAAUCAUGUACUUCUGCGUUUAGCGUUUGGUGAACUCUAGUCCCACUGAAAUAAUGGGUUAGAAAACUCUACAAACUUGAUGGAUUACAAAGCACAGACUCUCGUUUCAAAACCAAACUGAUUAAAUCCUUGACAUAAGCCAUAAUUAAUGGUGCAAUGAUUGAGUCCAACGUGAGUCUGAGUUGCGCGUGGUGCGCUGGAGGAGGUGACGGGACCAGAGCGCACUUGGAUGAGAAUCUCUCAGAACACAGUCUGAGUCCGACUGGACACUUGGUGGUCGCGGUGUGCCUUGGAUUCGUCGGAACUUUUGGGUUUCUCAACAACACGCUCGUUCUCAUCCUGUUCUGUCGCUACAAAGUGCUGCGCUCGCCAAUGAACUGUCUUCUGGUGAGCAUCUCGGUGAGUGAUCUGCUGGUGUGCGUCCUCGGCACUCCGUUCAGCUUCGCCGCCAGUACGCAGGGCCGGUGGCUCAUCGGACGCGCGGGAUGCGUGUGGUACGGCUUCAUCAAUUCAUUCCUGGGCGUUGUGUCUCUAAUCUCCCUGGCGGUGCUCUCUUACGAGCGCUACUGCACCAUGAUGGGGGCCACACAGGCCGACUCUACCAAUUACAGAAAGGUGGCUAUGGGCAUUGCCUUCUCCUGGAUAUAUUCCAUGAUUUGGACUCUUCCGCCGCUGUUUGGAUGGAGCUGCUAUGGUCCGGAGGGUCCCGGCACCACCUGCAGUGUCAACUGGGCCGCCAGGACAGCCAACAACAUGUCUUACAUCAUCUGUCUGUUUAUCUUCUGCCUUAUUCUCCCUUUUAUGGUGAUUGUCUACAGCUAUGGCAGACUCCUUCAUGCUAUCACACAGAUGAGCAGGAUCAAUACGGCGGUGAGUCGAAAGCGGGAGCAGCGUGUUCUCUUCAUGGUGGUCACCAUGGUGGUGUGUUACCUGCUCUGCUGGCUGCCCUAUGGGGUUAUGGCCCUGCUAGCCACGUUCGGGCGUCCCGGCCUGGUGACGCCAGCGGCCAGCAUCAUUCCUUCUCUGUUAGCCAAGAGCAGCACCGUCAUAAACCCCAUUAUCUACAUCUUCAUGAACAAACAGUUUUGCAGAUGUUUCCAUGCGCUCAUCAUGUGCACCACCCCAGAGAGAGACUCCAGCUUCAAAAACUCCUCCAAAGUCACCAGAACUCUCAGGACAGUGCGACGCGCCAACGGCCAGAAUGUGACCUUCGCGGUGGCCUCAGCUGGCCAUCCUACUAUCUUUGCUCCUAACAGCGGCGGGCAGAAAAGUUCCUCAGAGGGUGAGAAACCAUCCCCUGCUGUGAGCCAGGGCACCAACAGACCUGUUGUCUCUCUUGUUGCCUAUUACAAUGGUUGAGCUCAUACAGUCAGGCCAAACCAACACUAAUACAGUGGAAUUAGAAGUGACGGAGGUCACGGAUUGCAUAAAAAGAAAAGAGAAUUGAUAAGUGGACUGGCCCUCACUGACAGUCAUGUUGCAUUCUAGGGGAAAACACUAAGAAUGGAUAUUGGAAGUAAACAGCUGGAGAAAGGAAUGACGCCCCAGAAGAAGUUUAAAACAUCUGGAUCUAACUGGUAAUUUAGCUGAUGUUUCUUAUGAGUCCAGGAUGUAUAUGUGCUCUCAGAUUUUGGUGAGGUGUCGCUCUCUUUGAAACUGAGCAUGAGCCUGUUUUUUCCUGAUAUUUUACUUUAACAAGGACACUUUCGCUACCAGUACCUUUUCAUGGUUGGACAACCAGUGUAGCACAGAUUGUUUAAAGUGAUGCUUUUGUUACUCUUCUUCUAAUUCUGUUCAACAUUUAGAACAUGUACAACUACUCUAAGCACAUGAAGGCCUGUUUGUGAAUGGAAUGGUUGACUUCAAAAUUAAAAAUGUGCUUAAAAUUUACUUUCCCUCAGGUCAUCCAAGAUGUAGAUGAGUUUGUUUCUUCAUCAGAGCAGAUUUGAAGAACUGUAGCAUUACAUCACUUGCUCACCAAUGGAUCCUCU